This is a messenger RNA of Aphidius gifuensis, 1012 nucleotides long. RefSeq names its product ras-related protein Rab-18-B-like. The record is from RefSeq and is a predicted model, not a curated record. The transcript has 4 exons. Gene Ontology annotation, molecular function: GTP binding; GTPase activity. Bases 233 to 889 code for a protein of 218 amino acids. Lineage: Eukaryota; Metazoa; Arthropoda; Insecta; Hymenoptera; Braconidae.
UAUUACGUCUAAUACGUCAUUUAUGUAUAUGGUUUAAUAAAAAAAAAUAAAAAAUAAAUAAAUAAAUAAAUAACAAUGAUGAACAAUCGUUUGUCAUCACGAAUGUUGUAAAAUCAAGUGACGUUUCGUGGUUAUUUUAAUUUUUAAUACAAUAUUUCGUUAAUAAAUAAAUAAACAAAUAAACACAUAGCAAUAAUAGCAAUAUAUACCUAUAUAAAUAUUUAAUGACAUAAUGGAUCAAGAUAUAUUGACAACUUUGAAAAUAUUGAUGAUUGGUGAAUCCAAUGUGGGUAAAUCAAGUACAUUGUUGAGAUUCACUGAUGAUGAAUUCAAUGAAAAUAUGCAAAGUACUGUUGGCAUGGACUACAAAACAAAACAAAUAACAAUUGAUGGAAAUACUGUUAAACUUGCAAUUUGGGAUACAGCUGGUCAAGAACGUUAUCGAACACUAACACCAAGUUAUUAUCGUGAUGGUCAAGGUGCAAUAUUAAUGUACGACGUCACAGAUAAAAAUACAUUUUUAAAACUUGAAACAUGGCUAGAUGAAUUAAAUACAUACUGCAAUAAAAUUGAAAUUGUCAAAAUGAUUGUUGGUAAUAAAAUUGAUUUACCAAAUAGACAAGUUACAACUGAUGAAGGUUUAGCAUUUGCCAGAAAACAUCAAACACUUUAUAUUGAAAGUAGUGCUAAAACAGCUGACGGUGUUAAAUGUUGUUUUGAAGAACUCGUACAAAAGAUUAUUCAAACACCAGGCUUGUGGGAACAAAAUCAUUCAAUGAGAAGUCAAAAUGUUGGUGCUAAUGGACCUAGACAAAGAUUUGGAAAACGAGGUCUUCAAUUAACUGAUGAUUACACUGCAGCAGAAACAUAUUCUAAUUGUUAUUGUUAAUUAAUACAAUUAUAUACUAAAACAUAAUAAUAAUAAUAAUAAUCACAUUUUAAUAUUUAUUUGUAAAUAAAAAUUACAAAACAAUAAAACUAAAAAUUUUUCAUUUUUUUUUUCAUCAAUAAA